Penicillium verrucosum is the source of this 1437-nucleotide messenger RNA. RefSeq lists its product as uncharacterized. The record is from RefSeq and is a predicted model, not a curated record. The transcript has 5 exons. The coding region runs from base 1 to 1437 and encodes 478 amino acids. Lineage: Eukaryota; Fungi; Ascomycota; Eurotiomycetes; Eurotiales; Aspergillaceae.
AUGUCCGACAACCCGGAUGAUCGCGCGCGGGCCCGAAAACCCCAGGGUUUCUUUAGCGAGAAACAGCAAGAACAGCGUGAUGAAGCGGUUAGAGGUCAACUGGAAGAAGAUCUCCCUAUACGACCAAAGGCAAAGAGGGGAGCACAUGAUUUGCAGGCAGAGUCGGUCUCUAUAAAAAAGAAACAAAAGAAAGAGGAACCUAAACCCAAACCUCUGGAUGUGGAAGCUUUCUUAGCCGAUCUGAAAACCGACUAUUCUAAAAAGAAGCUUGAACCUAUGCCACCAAGACCUCCCAAGCAGAAAUGGCGUCCGGUAAAGACUGCCAUUACGGACCGGGCGAAGGCACCCAAAGGCUGGAAUCCAAGAGAGCCUGAUCUGAUUAAUGAUGAUCUGGAGUCUCAAAUUACAAGAUGCCGCGAGCGGAUUAAGGACAACAUCAUGCCUCAUGUCUAUGAACAUAAAUUGGAAGAGUUUUUGUUUGAGCAGAGGGCACGCAAUAAAAGGUUGGCUGCAGAGCACGGGCUAAAUUGGCCUGUCGUGCAACGCCUGCAGAAUCUGAAAUUUAUCCUGGAAUGGACUCAAAGUAAUGCCAUCAAGGACAAGCACAAUAUCGCCACCAAUGUUCAAAAUGUCAUACUGGCCUACCGAUCGGGUGUCUUGAACUGGUGUCAUGGUUUUGUCACCUAUUGGCACAAUGGAGCUCAGCUCUGUGCACCAAGGGCCUUCAAGUGGAAUGAAUUCCAAUAUCUCUAUGAUGCACAUAAGGGAAAUGAAACGGGAUUUUGGGUAGAGGGUAUUGAUGGCCCUGGACCUAGUAGUCAACAAGCUGUAAUCGAAUGUGGAACAGGGUCUAGAAAGUGGGCAGCCGAGCCCUCAAUUGUUCUUCGGAUCCCAAUGACAGGCGGGCAAACACAACCUGGACCCUUUGAAUUCAAAUUCAAGGAUGACACCGGAGCCGAUUAUAUGGUCCUUUAUGACGAGGACGUGAAUCGAUUAAGGACCAAUCUACAAGCCAACGGCGUUAGUUACCCUUUACCACGAUUUUUGAGGGUGUUAGUCGUAACUUUGGCCGAUGGGAGCAAUAAAGCCAUGCUAGUAAGAGAAUUGGAAGUUAACAUGUGGGAUGAGAAAGAGAGACAAUAUAUGGCAGCCAGUUGGGACUCGAUACCCGUUGUCGUUCUUCCUGGACGGGGAACAAAACGUCUGAAUGGUCCUUGGAUGCGUUCGAAGUUCUACACAGGAACUGCACCCGAUAACUCCAACCGUUUGUGGAUAUAUGACUACAAUCCUACAAAUCCCCUCAUGGGUGGCCUGAGGCUUCCUACCGCGACUAAGGCGCAAAUGGAGAGGGGGUUGCCGACUGCACAUAAAUAUGAGAGCAUCGUGAAUCAUCCUCAAUUUAACCCGGACAUCCCGUCCGGGAAAUCGAUCAUAUAA